Messenger RNA from Pogona vitticeps (central bearded dragon), 8658 nucleotides. Lineage: Eukaryota; Metazoa; Chordata; Lepidosauria; Squamata; Agamidae. The record is from RefSeq and is a predicted model, not a curated record.
AUGGUUAGGAGAGGGGGAGUGAGCGAGCGCGGAGAGGCGAGCGGGCCGGCCAUCGGCCUCCUCGGAGGGCCGUCUACGGCGCCGCUCACCUCGUCAUGUACUGGGCCGGUACCGGCCACCCCGACAUGUCGUCCUCCAGCCGGUCCAAAGAGAGCAGUAGCUCGGGCUCCCGCAGUUCUCGAUCGGGUGCCUCCACAUCCAGCUCGGGCGCGGGGCCGCCGCCACCGCUCGCCGUCCAGCAGCCGCUCUUCGCGUCGCUCGCCGUCCCCGCGCCGCCGCAGUAGGAGGCGAUCCCCAGGACGGCGUUCUCGAUCCCCGGGACGGCGUUCUCGAUCCCCGAGACGGCGCUCUCGGUCCCCGGGACGACGCUCUCGGUCCCCGGGGCGGCGCUCUCGGUCCCCGGGGCGGCGCUCUCGGUCCCCGGGACGGUGCUCUCGGUCCCCUGAACGGCGCUCUCCAAGUCGGAAUUCUGAAUCUUCAGUGGAACAGAGUUUGCGGAUAACUGUUGGAAAUGACCGAUAUGGCUUUGACACACCUGAGAGAAAGAGAUUAUCUGAUAGACUAGGCUCCCCGGUUGAUAGUCUGAGUGAUGUAGACAGAGAUGACUUGGCUGAUGGUCCAAUAUUUAGCAGACGUCUUUCACGUUCCCGAAGCAUUGAGCGAUACCCUUCUUGUGAAGAGAAUGCUUCUAGCCCUUACCAUAUGAUAAGACAUGAUAAAGAUUAUCGCAGUAGGGAUGUUUUUAUCCACAAACCGGACUAUGGCGUAAGCUAUGACCAUCUACAGGAACAGUCAAGAGAAACUGAUAGGGAUGGUGAACCAGUUAGAAAGUCCCUAUACUCAUCAGAGGAUAGAGGGCGAGAACUGAAACGUGCUCGGUAUGAUAGAGAUGAAAGAUCAAUUGACAUGAGCACAGAGACUCAGGGUUUCUUGCCAGGAACGCGAAACUAUCGUAAAAGAAGUCUCAGUAGAAGCCCAAGCCCGCCAUAUCUGGAUGAGGAGUUCCGUGAACUUGAAAAUGCUAGGAGAAAAAAAAAAGAGGAGGCACUCGGCAGAAAUUUAAAUCGGGAACUCUCUGGUAAUGGCUACAUGGUGCCUAGCUCAACUAGCACAAUACAGUCUACUGAACCUCGGUACCUGUACAGACCUGAUGAAGCACCAGCAAUGCCAAAAAAAUCUAUCUUGAAGAAACGUGUGGAUGAUCCUUCUGUGCAGCCUGAUGUCUUCUCUAAAACAUCUGUCAAAGAGCCUCCACUUCUUUCAGAUCCUCCUCCUUCACCCCAGCAUAGCACUCUUGCUCCUUUUGCAUUGGAGGUGGAAAAUUUCCUCAAACAGUUCAAUAAAAAUGCAGUUGCAGAACUAGCUGCCAAUAAGGAGUCUAAAAGUGCUGGGCACGAUUGGAGACCAUAUUCAGACCAAAACCAAAGUUCCUUUCCUUUUUCACAAAACUCUGGAAGUUUUUUAACUCCGAAGGAGCAUACUGAGUUGACAUCAGAGCCUGUUGACUGGCAGAAUGACUUCUUGCUUCCUCAUGAAAGAGCUAGCCAGGACGGGAGUGGCUUUUCACGUAUUCUGGGCAUGAUGGCUGAUUCUACUCAAGAAAAGAGAAGGCGCAGCUUGCCAGAUGACAUAGAGGAUGAAGAGAAAUUCCUGUAUGGUGAUUAUGAGGAUGACUCCGAUACUAACUCCCCCUGUGCCCCAAAGGUAGCACAGAAUGCUGGAAAAGAACCUGUAAGACAGAAAGCAAAUUCUCCCCCUCCCCCUGUUCCAUCUGUAAAAGCAGACAUUUCAGAAGAACCCAGGCCAGAAUAUGAGAAGAUCCAUGACUUGCUCAAAACAAUUGGGCUUGACAUUGGGGUUGCUGAAAUUGGUAAGCUUGCUGCCCGCACACAGGAACGACUCCAUGGGAAGAAACCUUCUCGUUCUCCGGAUCACCAUGUAGUGUCUUCUCAUAAACCAGAAUCCCAGGAGAGGCGACGCAGUCGAAGUAAUACUCUUUCUCCAGAAUCAAGUCGAAAGCACUCACUCUCCCCUCCUGGUUCCUUCCCACAAUCUAAAGAUAUGUCUUCUCUUUCUAAAUCUGAUCACAAAACACACAAGACUCUAAGGCAGGACAAUUCUUCCAGUACACCAGAGGGGACAGUUCCCCCGAUACCUGUAAUUCCAUCGGCCCCCCCUUCUCUUUCUAAUUUAUCUCCUCCCACCUCUGUUUCCCAAUACAAUGUGUCACACUUUCCACCAUUCACUGCAACACAGUUACCACAAAAUUAUCCCUCUCCCACAAUGCCCCCUCCUGGCUAUGAUGCAUAUGGACACUAUAUGGCUUAUGCAGCUUCUGGCUGGCCCAUGUAUGCUCAGCAGGCUGACCCAGCACUUUCAGACAUACAUGGGCUUGUCCCUCUGCCAGUGCCACCAAAUCCAACACGACCAAACCUCCGGGUCAUUGAGACAGUUUCCACAGGCAGAGGGGCUCCUGAUAUCAAGCGAGAUGAUUCUCUGCGUAUGCAGCUCCCUAGUGCGACUCCUUAUUUGAAAGUACUUCCUCAGUACCCUCAGCCUCCUUUUGAAAAUUCCAAGGAAAGAGUAUCUGAUGAAAGAAACCGUGCUUCUCAAAAGCAAAAGGUAAUGGAAGAAAGAGAGAAGUUGAAGGCUGAACAAGAAGCCAGACAGAAGAAACUGCACUAUCUGAAGACUGAGUUAAACAGACUUUCAAAACAGCAAGGGGAAAUGCUGCGGAAGAAACGUAGGGAGAAGGAUGGGCACAAGGAUCCCUUACUAGUGGAAGUGAAUCGCCUACAAGAGAAUAUUAUGAAAGAGAUUACUCAAUUGAAGAUGAGUGUUGAUGCUGCAGAGAAGAAACAAUCUGAGCUUGACAAGGUAGCUCAGAUUCUAGGGAUUAAUAUUUUUGAGAAAUCCCGGAAACCAUCUUCAGAAAAUAAAGACUCCUCAGAAAAAAAUAAAUCAGAAAAUGCAAAAACUCAGGAGAGAACUUCCAGCUCAAUCAAGGAAUCCAGAGCUACAGGUGACAAGCCAAAGGAUAAGAGCCCCAAGCCUACAGACUCCUCUUCACCGUCCUCAAAACACCAUCACCAGGAGGGCAGUAUUUAUAAUUAUUACGAUGCAGGAAACCAUUGGUGCAAGGACUGCAAUACCAUAUGUGGAACCAUGUUUGAUUUUUUCACACAUCUGCAUAAUAAAAAGCAUAGACAGACCCUAGAUCCAUAUAACAGACCUUGGACAAAGACAGAAAAUGAAACGAAGCAAGAAGUCGUGAAACACAUUGACAAAAUACCUGUUCCUGCCAAAGGCUCUGAAUUUCUUAUCCCAGUCACUGGAUAUUACUGCCAAAUCUGCCAUGAAUUUUUUGGAGACCAAAUAUCAGCAGAACAACAUGUGAAGAGUCAUCCACAUAACGAGAAGUAUAAAAAACAUAUUGAUGAAAAUCCACUUUAUGAAGAGAGAAGGAACCUAGACCGCCAGGCAGGCUUGUCUGUGAUUCAAGAAACAGAACGCAGGUUGAAACGAAAGCAGUGUGAAAAGCAAAAAGAGGAGAAAGAUGAAAAGAUUGUAAAAGUAGCAAGGAGGGAGGAACCAAAUACUAUAAAAGAACUAGAAGAUGGGGAUAAUGAUCAUGACAUUAAUAAAAAGGAUGAAAUUCCUAAUGGGCAAAAAUGUGGAAUUAAGCUUAGACUGAAGAAAUAUGACAAAGAAGUUGAGAAGAAAGAGGGCAAAACAGAAGAAUCACCCAAAGACUCAAGACUGUCAUCUUUUGGAAAAUUCAGCUGGAGAAAGACUGAGAAAGAUGAAAAAAGUCAAGGAAAAGAUGUAGCUGCUCCUAAGGAAGAGAGUGUUGAGGAAUGCAAAGAUAAAGAAAGUAAGUCCCAGCCUGCAAAAUCAAAUUCAAAACCUAUUGCGAUCAAGUUAUCUGGGAAAACCGUUAUCCCACACACUAGUCCCUGGACACCAGUUGUUUCAACUCCAUCACAAUCAAAAAUCAGACCUAAUUUACCAGUACCCACGAUGGUUCUCAGAAAGUCUGCAACUGCAACAGUAAGCAAGCCAGCACCAUUAAAUACUUUCCUGUCUAUAAAGUCUUCUGGUGCCACUACUAAGCCACUUCCGGUUGUUAAAGAAGGUAGUUCAGAAAUAGUUCUGCCUCCAGAUAUUAUUUCAAAAGCAUUUGGGGGAGAAGUAGUAGUUUUAAAGGGCUCCCAGGAGAAUGCAAAGCUGCCGGAACAAGCAGAGGAACAAGAGCAAGAAAGCGUGACAAAAGCCUUAGACCAUGCAAAGGCUCUAGAACAUGCAAAGGCCAGUGCAGUAAAGGCACAGGAACAAGCAGCUGUUAUGGCAAAUGCACAAGCAAAGGCACGGGAGCUUGCAGCUAAAGCAAAAGAGCAAGAGAUUAUAAGAAUGGCAUUGAUAAAUGAGUCUUUGAUUUAUGAUAGAUCACGACGCCCUCCAUUGUUGCAGCUGCCACCAAGACCGCCACUGGCAUUAACACGGCCACUGCCGCCGCCACCACCGCCGCCACCACCACCAUUUUCACCAUCACCCUUGCUGCCAGCAAACCAGACAGUUAUCUUGGCAGACGAUAUGGCUCCUGGUGUGUCUGAGGAUGAUAAAAACAUACUGGCAAUGCCCAUGUGUCCUCGUCCUUUGCCACCUCCAACCAUUUUCAGGGACCAUGUUAAAAAACUAGAGAAAAAGAACACUUCCCUAGCUGCAGGUAAUGCCCAAGAUCUGUAUGAUAUUUUCUAUAACAGCAGUGGGAGGAGUCCAGCUGACAGUAAACCUGUGAGUUCUGCAACUUCAGAUAAAGGAAAAUUAAAUCCUGUUGAGAGAGGGCAAAACACAGACCAGCUCUUAGAUUCUAAACCAAGCAACAAUGUGUUACCUCAAGAGUCUCUAUGCAAUGUGUACAGUUCUUCAGAUGUUAGCAAACUCCCCUUAAAUGAUAGAACCCUAGAAAAAGAGGAAGUAAAAGUUGAGAAACGUUCGGCAGUCUGGGACGAAACCAUUGAAUGCAAAACUAUUGGUGAUGGAGAAUCAGGGAAAGUCUCCUUUUCAGAUACAGAGUCUACAUCGGGAUAUUUGGAAACCUCGGAACUGAAUGAUCUUCCAGCAAGUGCCUCUGCUUUCUUUCAGAAAAAGGAAGAAAUAAAUGGAUUUAGCAAGAAGUCACCACAGCUUGAAAAAGCAGAGUUAGAUAUGCAGUUGUCAGAAAUUAACACUUUUUCUUUGGAAGAUGAUAGCAAGAAGGCAUCAGAGCUUGAGGAAACAGAGCAUUUAUCUUUUGAUAUUAAUAAGUUAGCUGUGCAGUUCUCAGACAGUGUUGCAUCUUUGGAAGGUGUUAGUAAGGAGCCUUUGAAGUCUGAGAUGUCAGAAUUCGUCUUGCAGUUUUCAGAAAGCAGUGCCCCUUCUUUGGAAGAUAACAAGAAGCCAUCAGAGCUUGAGACAACAGAGUGUAAAUCUCCUGGUGAUAAAAAAUCAACAGUGCAAUUGCUAGAACACACAGUUACAUCUUUAGAAGAUCUUACCAAGAAGCCAUUGAAGCUUAAGACGCCAGAAUUAGUCAUGCAGGUGUCAGGAAGCAGCACUAUACAAUUGGAAGAACAUGACAAGAAUCGAUUAGCACUUGAGACAGCAAAGGAUAAGUUAAUACUGCAGUUGUUUGAAGAGAGCACUGGUCCUUUAGAAGAUGCUAUUGAGAAACCAUCAGAGCAGCAAACAAAGGGACUUAAUUCUCCUCAUGAUCAAGAGUUAACAGGGCAAUUACCAGAUGAGAGUAUUGAUUUUACUGACAACUCUGUGGUCACAAGAGAUAUUGCUGUGACUGGUGACAAAGACAUGAAUGAAAAGCCACAAAACCAACAAAAAUAUGAGGUUUAUGCCAAAUCCAAGCUGAAUGAGGUUGAGAAUGAUUUGGAAAUGAAAGCGUAUGUGGCAAAUUUAACUGAAAGAGAUGUUGGAAGAAAUCCUCCAGAAUUAGUAGGAUAUGACUUUGGAGGUAGUAAGGGAGAGGAUUCAGAGUCAUUUGAAACACAGACUGAAACUAAGGGAGAAGGGCCUGUAGUAGCAGCAGAGAACCUACUUGCUCUUAGUUCUGAACUGACAAUUUCUACAUGGGUUUCAGAUAUGCAUGUGCAGAGUCAGCAGGUGUGGGAGUCAAUAGACUCCUCUUCAAAAACGAAUGAAGAAGAUCCUCAAAUGGUAGUCACUGAUCAGAGUUCUUCUGGAUCAACACUAGAUCUAACCCUGGGCACUGGGGGAUUUCAGAGACUUGAAUCAGGAACCAGUGAGGAAAUUCCUCAACAUUCCAAGAUCCAGAACACAGAUGCAGAAUUGAAGCUUUUAAAUGAAGGUGAAUUAGACUCCUUCCAUGUGAAUAAUGAAAGAGAACUAUUGGCUUGUUCUCAGCCAAAGGAUGGUGAGGAUUUUCAUGUACUCAGUGUUCCAGAAUCAGGAGAGAUGCCAAAUGAGUGCCUUACUAAUGUAACAUCGAUAAGCAGCACACUAGGAAAACAUGAAGAAAUAGAUGCAUCAUUAAGCUCUGGAGCCAAGGUUUCUGGAGCCAUGGAUUCCCAAGCAGAGGAAACUUUGAGCAGUAUUUCUUCUAUAAAUGUUGAAACUAGUUCCAACAAACAAUUAAUGUUUAUAAAAAAUAGCACACAUGGAUCUUCUAGAUCUCAUGUGGAGUUAAAUGAUACAAAAGGGACAGAUUUAAUAGAAACAAAAAAUCCUGGCUGUUCCAAUAUUCAACCAGAGAUGACUGAAGAAUUAUUCGAUUCUGUUCCAUCAGAAAUCAGUGUUGGGAAUCUUGGAAAUAAAGCCCUUACUUUCACAGAAAUUAACACUGAGACCUUGAAUCCCUCAGCAGUUGGUGACCUUAACUUGAAUUCUACUUAUUCAGAAUUUAAUUUUCAUCAGCCUACAAGUCUUACUCUCAGUUUAAACACUGAACAUGAUAGAGAGUCUUCAAAGUCUGAUGAAAUAAACUCUAUUAAUCCACCCAGACUGAAAUCAGGUCUGGAAAUUCAAACCAUUGAUAUUAGUCUGGGGGAUAUUGAAGUAGAACCUGAGCAGUUGGGCCUCCUGCCAUCAGAAAUUCUACAUGAAGAUAAUGUAAACAGCCCAAAGUUAGCAUCUGUUGUAUCAGUUUGUUUAGAACCUAGUAAAACUAGUGAGCCGGGCAUUGACCAACCCAUUAGUGAACCAGAAAUGAUUGAUUUUGUUGCAUUAACCUCUGGGAAUCAGGUUAAGUUUUGCUCUACGGUUUAUGAUGUCAUUGGCCCACAUGAUGUCUCCCCAUCAAAUGAUGGCACUGCAGAAUCAAAUAUGCCACUAAUUGAAAUGCACGGUGUUUCCAAAGUGUUGCAAGUAGAUGCUGAUAAAUGUGUCACUUCUGGUAUGGCAUUGUUGAAUUCUGAUGGAAAAGAAUUGCAAAACCAAGAGGUCACAUGCAUGGAAUCCCUACUUCCAGUUCUGAAAGAAACUUCUAUAGAAUUGGGAGGCUCAGGUGACAGUGAGCUGUGCAGGGUGAAGAAUGAGACACAGACAUCUGGAGGGGAGCCAACCAAAACAGAAGAGGGAAAAAAUGACAAUACAUUUGAGGUUAUUGGUAAGUUGACUUCAGAUGUCCCUGAAAGUUCUACAGAGCAUCUGGUAAGUUGAGAUAAAAUAAGCCCAAAUGUUUUAAUAGCAGUUGUUGAGAUUUUGUAAAUACUCUAGCUAUAAAGUUUAACAGAUGGGGCAUCUAGUAGCUUGCAAUAGAUAUUAGGUAAAAUCCAAUAUUUUUUGCCCCUCAAAAUGGUUUCCAUACUGAAAUGUGUAAAAUGUUUCCUCCUCCAUCCCUGAUCACUUAAGUUCUUAUUUCCUGCCAUUAAAAUUGAAUUUCUAAUUUGCAGUAUGUAUGUUUGGGUUAUGACUGGGAUGUUUUCUUUUGUUAGGGGAGGGUAAUUUCUUUUUGCAUCUAUCUUUGACUUUUAAUGGUUUCUAAUUUACACAGCUUUUGUAAGUAACAUUCCACGUACAACACUGGCAAGUGAAACACUGACACGUGUUCAGAACUUGAAGAGAAUGAAGGCUCUUGCUGAAGCAUUUAAGCAGAAAGUUUUCUUUGUAAUGUUAUGCUUGUAUUGUAGUUCAAAAUGUAAAAUGCAUGAAAAGUGUUCUGCAUUUUUUUAAAAAAAUGUAAUCAAAUUGUAUUGCACCUGUAAAAAAGACUGUAAUGCCAUAUUGUGUAAAAUCCUGUGUGAAAACUCAUCUGACUGAACAAAGGAGAAAAAUCUGCCAGCUCGCUUUUGGAAAAGAAAACUACUUGGUAAGGCUGUGGCCACACAUCUGGACUCUGCAUAUUGAGGCCACUUGCAUGAUUUAAUGUCACUUUUCCUUACAUUGUAUUGCAAUACAGUAACUGUUUGUGUUAAAUUGUUUAGCAGCUGCCCAACUUAGAAGAAGUAGAAGAUCUGAACUUUGCUCUCAGGAUUGGAUUCACAUAGCCAGACAUUACAUGCCCGAAUGAUCCCCUGAGCCACCAAAUACUGUUGUAUGAAGGUUUUCAUUUACUCAGCUUGUCAAGAUGUGCAGUAAAUAUUUGCAUGUAUUUGUCUAAAGGGUUUUGUCUGUAAAUCUCAAAUAAACCCAUGAUGAUCUAAGAUA